AUGUUCACAUUCUUAAAACGUGGUAUUACCAACACCACGGCGAACACGCAAAAAUUUAUUCGAAAUUUGGUGUAUCGCGAUCGAGAAGCGCUCGACCCAUUGCUGAGAGAAGAAGACCGUCAUGAGGUACCAUCCAAAUACACAAAUGUUCAUAUUCGAAUGCCAUAUUCUCAAAAUCUUCGGGUACAAGGAUCAGCAUCGCUUCGCACCGCUUUAGUGGUACUUAGUAUUGGCGCAGCGAGUCACUUUUUGUUAUUUCUUGACAGUGUUGUUGACAAUUUGCUACCAGCAGCAAUGCCUUUUCUUCUAGAGGAGUACACAUCAAAAGAAAAAGCCGAUCACGCAUGGGAACUAUUUGUAUCCUCAAGGAUCUACGGUCUUGCUGUUGGAUGCUUCAUUGCUGUUUUAUUAUCGCACAGAAAUGGACGAAAGUUAUCAGUUAUUCUAGGAGUAGUUCUCGAUAUUAUUGGCGUGAUUAUGAGCUUAUUAAUCACCUAUAUCCCCUAUGGUGUCGGUGUUGCUACAGCAGGAAGAUUGUUGAAUGGAAUUGGGCAAGGGCUAGUUCAAACCGCGGGAUCGGUAAUGCUUUCCGAAUUGCCACCAAUCAAGAAAAGAGGAACGGCACUAGCAACACUGACUAUGUGGGCUUGUCUCGGGGAACUUGGUGGAAUGUUAAUUUCAUUGGAUAGUAUUCUUGGUCGACCGAGCUGUUGGCAAUGGGCAAUGGGAUUUCCGUUAAUUCUUCUAAUUCCUUCACUUUGCAUUCUUCUAAAAGCACCGGAAUCUCCACGAUAUCUAUUCCUAGCGAACCAGGAAAAUUUGGCAAGGAAAGCAAUGGCUUUUUAUCAGAAUUCUAUUGAUGGGAAACAGUCAAUUGAAGAAAUUCUCGUUGAAAAACAAUACAUUUCAAAGAACAAAUUUGAUGAGAACGGAAAUUCAAAAAAAUCGGAAGAUAUAGGAUUAGUAAACUACACAAUGGAGCGUUUGAAGGAUGGACGCUUCACGCGACCGCUUCUUGUAGCUUUGUUAGUUCAAACAUUUGUUCAUCUUGACGACUGGUUGUGGAUUCCAUACUCAACGCAAAUCUUUGAAAAUUAUGGUUUGGACUCCGGAACCGCUCAAAUUUCUUCAUUGCUGAUGUCUGUUCCGCAAGCAUUUAUCAGCAUCGGUCUUCUUGGAUGUUUCGAUAAUUUCGGUCGUCGUACAUUGCUUAUAGUACCCACAAUUUUGAGCGCACUUUUUGGGUUUUUGGCAAUUGUGUUUGGUCUUUCGAAAUCAAAUGGUCUUCCUUUAUUAGCAACGCUAGAUUUGGCAGUGGCGGCGAUUAGUGGAGAAUCGGCGUAUGCAAUUGUUCCUGAACUAUUUCUUGCAAAUGAUAAGGUUUUGGCAACAGCAAUCGCCGGAAUUGUUCAGAAUUGUUUCGGUGGAGUUUUGACCAGUUUCCUUCUUACUGCCCUCAAUAGUCGUGGAGUCGAGAAAGUCCUCAUCCCAUUCGUCAUUAUGAACGUGGUGUAUGCUGCAUUGAACUACAAAUUUUUGCCAGAAACUGCUGGAAAAUCCCCUCAAGAAAUCUCUAGAAAUUAUUCGCAGAAUUUGCCUGGUAGUGGCAUUUUUACGUAUCUGAAAUUGAAAAUCAUCUCAUAG
Caenorhabditis bovis is the source of this 1644-nucleotide messenger RNA. NCBI's taxonomy places the organism in Eukaryota, Metazoa, Nematoda, Chromadorea, Rhabditida, Rhabditidae. The record is from the annotation of a GenBank genome assembly.